Molecule: messenger RNA, 1688 nt
Organism: Dibothriocephalus latus
Lineage: Eukaryota; Metazoa; Platyhelminthes; Cestoda; Diphyllobothriidea; Diphyllobothriidae
Source: the annotation of a GenBank genome assembly
GGUCCACCCUUCACUUUGCUCCGGCUGGCUGGCUGGCUACCCUUCAGCUUUACCUUAAAGCCAUCCCCCUUGCUAAGGUGGCUCGUCACCUGGACUGCUCCCCGUCCUCAGUAAACGUCCUGCCUGCGGACAGCCUUCUGUGCAUGACAGAGGUGACCUACCCCAAACUUGUGUCUAAACCGGGUCACAAAUCUCAAAAAGCUGCCUUUACUGGCCUGAGUGUUAGCCAUCUCAACCUGUCCGGCAAUAGCCUCAAUCAGGUAACGCGAGAUGCCUUUCUGGGCUUAAAUGGGGAGUCUAGCCGGCUGCGUAGUCUGGACCUGAGUGAUAAUCAGAUUCAGUACUUGGAGCCGGCCUGGUUUGCAUCUCGUAAGAGUAUCAGCCAGUUGCGCAAACUAGAACUGAGGGGAAAUCGACUGGAGAAGCUGCACCCCGGUAUGUUGAGUGGACUGGAAUCCCUGGAAGAAUUGGAUCUUCGCUGCAAUCCCCUAAAUGCCAUCAUCGGGGGAACCUUCAGUAAACUCUCUCUUCUUCGUCAACUACUCAUCUCGGGUCCUCCUGUCGGAAUGAGUCAGGCUAGUUUAGGACGGUUGACACCAGCCAUGUUCCACGGAUUACACCAUCUUCAGAGGCUAACGCUCUCCAGGCUGGGGGUCAGUUCUAUUGAUUUGGAGAGUUUCCUGGAGCUGCGCGCUCUUCGUGACCUAGACCUCUCCGGUAACGCGCUGGAGGAAGUGCCCGGGGCUGCUCUCGAAAGGCUAUCUCUCACUCAGCGCAAUCGCCUCAUUACCCUGAACCUGGCGGAUAAUCGAAUCACUUGUCUGCCCGCAAGUGGACUCUCGAAACUGGUGCGACUGCGGCGUCUGGAUUUGGGCGGAAACCAACUCACGGUCAUUGCACUGCGGGAAGUCAAUCUGUUGAAUAACCCACUGCAGAUAAUCGCGCCUGAUGCAUUUCUUCACUUCUCCGGCGACGGAAUCCUCCAAAUUGUGCAUGAAGAACCGGCUGGUGAUCAGGCAAUUACGUCCUCCUCCGAAAAUCCUAUCGUCCGGUUGCCGAGGUACAGUCAAGUGCAGCAGGAAUUUACCAGUGUCAUUAUGGAGCGGUGUCCCGUUGUGUCAACCACGAAAGCAGCACUGCCGAGCCCCCGAAAGGCAUCAUCGGAUAGCCCGGUGGCCGUUUUCCAAUCAGGCAACAAAAUUUCCACGAUAAUCAUCACUAUUUGCCUAGUUCUCGUGGUGAUUGUGGUCUCAGCCACUGUGGUUUCCUGUCGGGGUUGCCGGCGACGCGGAGCCGUUGAGGGCUCUAAAGGACCCUGCUCCCACCAACAUCACCACCUCAACGGCAGCAACCACCAGAACCUCAGUUCUGGCGGCUCUCUGGUGAAGGGUUACGAAGGAGGUUUGCAGUACCAGCUGACGACUGAUAGUCUCUUCCAGCCCACCUGCUGUUCUGCCGCCGAGCUGACCUCUUUUCACCAAGUCGCACCGACGUGCUGUCACAUGCAACAACAACCGGUGAAGAUGUGCGACACGGAGUGCAAUCACUGUAUUGGUGGCAACAACAACAGCAACAAAGUGAAAACCAGUAGAAGCGCCAAGAAACGGCGGAAACUGUUUACGCUGGGUCAGAAACUGGCCCCGCCGCCCUACCCCCACAACGGACCCACCGUGCACGACAAACUCCUU